GAAGCAACGAAGCAACGAAGCAACGAAGCAACGAAGCAACGAGCAAGAACAGGCAAGCAGAACAACCAUGGGUGGCACAACAGGCGCGACAGACGCAACAGAUGCUGGAGGCGGCAGCUCCUCCACCACGACGGGCAACGGCAGCCACGAUCACAGCAGCUACGCCGAAGACCACCACCACCACCAUCAUCAUCAUCAUGCGCACCACAUCACCGCGCGAUCCGAUUGCGAGUUGGAGCAGCCCGCCCUGCCCGAUGACGUGGUUGUCGGUCGACAUGUGCUGAAGGAAACAGGGAAGCAGGGCGAUGAGGCAGCAGCGGUGGCACACGGCACCAAAGAUGGCGAGGGCGAGAAGCUGGACGCUGAGACCAUGGCGAAGGUUGCACGGGUCCGCCAAGCCGUCAUUGGUUCCCAAACAUCGCUUUCAGGCCCUUUUGGCAGCAAGCCCAUCGUCUAUGCAGACUACACGGCGAGUGGGCGGGCCGUGUCGUUCAUCGAGGACUUUAUUCGCACCGUGGUGCUGCCGACGUACGCAAACACGCACACGGAAGCAUCCGCCACGGGCCUGCAGACAACGGAGUUCCGUGAGGAGGCGCGCGACAUUGUGCGCCAGGCGUGCGGGGGCAUCCGCGGCGAGCACGUGGUGCUGUUCACGGGGUCCGGGUCCACCGCCGCCAUUGCUGAGAUGAUUGGCGUGCUGGAGAUGGCCGUCCCGCACGACGUGCUCGAGAAAUACGGCCUCUCGCAGUCCAUUCCAGACAAGAAGUGGCCCGUGGUGUUCAUUGGGCCGUACGAGCACCACAGCAACGAGGUGAGCUGGCGCGAAACGCUGGCCACCGUCAUCACCAUCCCCGCCCGCGCCGAUGGCCGCAUCGACAUUGGCGUGCUGGAGACCAUGCUCAAGCGCUACAAGAACAGGCCGCUCAAGAUUGGCAGCUUCUCUGCCGGCUCCAACGUCACGGGCGUGCUGACGGAUGUGCCCGCGCUUGCCAUGGCCCUGCACCGCCACGGCGCCCUUGCCUUCUUCGACUACGCGGCAGCUGCACCGUACGUCGACAUUGACAUGCAGCUGAGUCGCUAUCCCGACAAGGACGCGUACCUUGAUGCCGUCUUCAUCUCCCCGCACAAGUUUGUCGGUGGGCCGGGCACGCCUGGCGUGCUGGUGGCGCGCAGCGAACUGUUUCACAACGCAUCGCCAGUCCACCCCGGCGGUGGCACGGUGGAGUUUGUGUCGCCCACGCGCCACAAGUACAAGGCGGACAUUGAGACGCGCGAGGAGGGCGGCACACCAGACAUUGUCGGCUCCAUCCGCUGCGGGCUCGUCUUCAAGCUGAAGAUGGACAUUGGCGUGCACAACAUCCACGCCCUGGAGAUGAACUCCCUUCGCGCCGCCCUCAACGUUUGGUGCAAGAACAAGAACAUUCUUCUCCUGGGUCGCCAGCAGCUGCCCAAGUUGACCAUCACCAGCUUUGUCAUUCGCGUAGGCGACAAGUUCCUGCACCACAACUUUGUCGUGGCCUUGCUCAACGACCUCUUUGGCAUCCAAUCCCGUGGAGGGUGCUCAUGUGCGGGUCCGUAUGGGCACCGCCUGCUCCACGUAACGCAGCACGAAUCAGAGGCGUUUGCAAAGGAGGUGGCCAAGGGCUACGAGGGCAUCAAGCCAGGAUGGACGCGGCUGAACUUCCCCUACUUUUUGGACGCGGAUGCGCGAAGCUACAUUAUUGAUGCAGUGACGAUGAUUGCUGAUCACGGGUGGAAACUGCUUCCGGAGUACGUGUUCAACGCCAAGACGGGGCUGUGGCAGCACAGGCGCGUAGUUGAGUCGCCACCGCCCGUUGUGCGACUCAGGGAUCUGCAGUUGACGAAGCACAAGGACAGUGCCAGGCGCGCAAGCAACCACAACGCAACAACAGCGGAUGUUGUGCUGCCAUCCAAGGACACCUACACGCAACUGGACAGGGCCGCUUACCGCCGCCUGCUGGACGAGGCGUGGGCGGCCAUUGAGGAGGCCCGCGCACGGGACCGCCGCGCCAAUCCCCCGCAGAAGGUCGUGCUGAGCAGAAGCAUGCAGAAGCUGCGCUGGUGA
This is a messenger RNA of Salpingoeca rosetta, 2086 nucleotides long. RefSeq names its product aminotransferase. Bases 68 to 2086 code for a protein of 672 amino acids. NCBI's taxonomy places the organism in Eukaryota, Choanoflagellata, Craspedida, Salpingoecidae. The record is from RefSeq and is a predicted model, not a curated record. The transcript is spliced from 6 exons.